AUGUCAACUUUCAACAAUCAAUUAGAACCAGUGGCUAUUGUAGACAUAGCCUGUGAAUUCGCAGGUGAUAUUCAUUGUGCAAAUGAUUUAUGGUAUACAUUAAAAGAAAGUCAAAAUGUUGGUAGUGCAACAACAAUUGAUCGAUUUGAUCUUGAAUCAUUUAUUGGUCAUAUGCUUAAUAUAAAUAAUAAUGGACAACUUCAUCAACAACUUCUUCUUGCUGAUGCUGAACCAGCCAGUAUUGAUCCAUGUCAUAAAUCACUUAUAUUAAAAUUUGUUAAUUUACUUGAUGGUGCUGGAUAUAAUGUUGAAAAAAUGUCAGAUGAUGGCCUUGCUCUUUUACUGUUAAAACAAUUAAGUGAUGCUGAAAGUGAUGGCGAUCCAAUUGAAGCUAAUUAUUUACUUAAGAGUAAUUUAGGACAUACAGAAAGUGCAGCUGAUGUUGCAUCACUUAUUAAAGUUGCUAUGUGUAUGUAUCAUGGUGGUAUUACAACAAAUAUGCAAUUUACUUCACUUAACCCUAAAAUAGAUGCACAAAAAUAUAAUCUACAUAUUCUUCAAAAUUUUGUAUCAUUUCCAACACUUCCAAAUAAUGACAAAAUAGCUAUUGCAAUCUUUGUUUUUCUCAAUCGUCAACAAUUACAAGAACAAAUCAAUGCUUUUCUUACUGAACAACCAUUACCAGGCCUUUCAAUCAUAUCACGUCCAACAAAAUCAUUAGCACAGAAAAUAUGUUUUAUUUUUAGUGGACAAGGUCCACAAUGGUGGGCUAUGGGUAGACAAUUAUAUGAAAGUGAACCUUUAUUUAAUGAAUGGAUUAAUUUAAUUGAUGGAGAAAUGACAAAAAUUAACAAUAAUGAAUGGAGAUUAUUAGAAGAAUUAAAUGAAAAGAAAAAUGAACAAGAAUCUCGUAUUAAUGAUACAAAUAUUGCUCAACCAACAUUAUUUGCUAUACAAGUUGCAUUAGCAGCUUUACUUGUUUCAUGGAAUAUUUAUCCAUCAUCUAUUAUACCACAUAGUGCUGGUGAUCAAGCAGCUGCUUUUGUUGCUGGUCGAUUAACUUUAGAAGAAGCUGUUCGUAUUGAACAUUUGGCUUGUAUUGCUGUUGUUAAUAGUCCUCGUUCAGUAACAAUAAGUGGUGAUGAAAAAACUAUUGAUGAAAUACAACAAA
Adineta steineri is the source of this 1171-nucleotide messenger RNA. NCBI's taxonomy places the organism in Eukaryota, Metazoa, Rotifera, Eurotatoria, Adinetida, Adinetidae. The record is from the annotation of a GenBank genome assembly.